AUGCAAAGAAUUUGCUACCGAGAGAGUCCUGCUGAACCAUUAAAGGACUACAGACUUCUGACUGUGACUUACGGUACCCGGGCUGCGUCAUUUCUCGCCACUCACUGUAUACUUGAGCUAAGUUACAAUGUUAAAAAUCAUGCAGCCCAGCGUGCUAUUCAUGAAGAUUUUUAUGUUGGUGACUUGUUAAGUGGCGGUCAAGACGAAGCCGAAUGUUAUAAACUUUUUCAAAAUUUAUCUGAAGAACUUGAUAAGGCUGGCCUACUCCUUCGCAAGUGGUGUUCAAACUCAAAGUUAGUUAUGUCAAGAAUGUCAAUUCCUGAACGAGAUCCUACUUACCUGUUGUCCAUCAAUGAAGAGGAUACCGUUAGCACACUAGGUCUCACUUGGCAACCAAGUAAUGACUGUUUUAAGUUCAUUUUUAAAGAUUUAUUAAGGCCUCUCCACAUGACUAAAAGAACAUUACUCUCCAAUAUAAACAGUGUAUAUGAUCCAGUGGGAUUCCUAACGCCUGCCUUGAUUCGAGGAAAAAUGUUUAUGCAACAGUUAUGGUCCUCCAAAUUGAACUGGGACACACCACUUUCUGUUGAAUUGCAAACCAAAUGGACAAGCUUUUAUCAGGGUCUCAAGUAUCUAGAGCAGUUAUCAAUUCCACGUCAUGUUCCAUUUGAUAAUACUACAUCGGUGCAACUGCAUGGCUUUUGUGAUGCAUCGCAAAAUGCCUUUGGUGCAUGUAUAUAUUUCCAAUCUGUUGCCACAUCGCAAUGUCAAUUAUAUUGUUCCAAGUCUAGAGUAGCUCCACUAAAGCCCAGUACAAUUCCACGAUUGGAACUUUGUGGAGCACUUCUGUUGGCAGAGUUGGUCAGUAUGGUUAAAAGAGAACUAGAACGCAUAAACAUUCGUUGUGAUCCCCGUAAUGUCAUCUUAUGGUCUGAUUCUUUCUUGGAUCAAUAG
This is a messenger RNA of Acyrthosiphon pisum (pea aphid), 954 nucleotides long. RefSeq lists its product as uncharacterized. Lineage: Eukaryota; Metazoa; Arthropoda; Insecta; Hemiptera; Aphididae. The record is from RefSeq and is a predicted model, not a curated record. The coding region runs from base 1 to 954 and encodes 317 amino acids. The transcript has a single exon.